UCACUCAACUAUAAUUUGGAGCAUGCAUGCAUGAACACAACCAACAUGAAGAAGUUACAAGGUGACUGUGUCUCUUGGCUGGUCCUUUUGAUUGGAGUUGCUCAGCUCCUACUAGUGUGUGGAGAGGUUGUGUGCCUGUCUCUCCCUCCCCUGAACAAUGGAACAGUCUCAUACAGCGACUUAACACUGGGUCUGAACACUAUGGCCACCUACACCUGUAUCCCUGGCUACACUCUCAAUGGAAAUAGUACCAGGACUUGUGGGAAUGUUGGAGAGUGGAGUGGGUUUUCUCCAUAUUGUCAGCACAUAGGACUGACUGAUCCUCCCACCUGCUCUGACCUAACUAAUCCGACCAAUGGAAUGAUCAACUACAAUAAUAUGGGGACUGUUAGUAUGAGACCAGUGGGAACUGUGGCCACCUUCACCUGUGACACUGGCUACAUUCUCGAUGGAAACCCCACUAGGACUUGUGGGAGUGAUGGAGUGUGGAGUGUGUCAGCUCCUAUUUGUCUGCAAAAACUGAUUUGUUCUGACCUCACUCUCACCAAUGGAUACGUUACCUAUGGCAGUGAUAGAUCUACUGACAACAGACCAGUGAACACUGUAGCUUUCUUCCACUGUAAUCCUGGCUACACCCUCAAUCUCACUGGAGGGAGCUUGCUCAGGGUCUGUAUGAGUAGAGGGAUCUGGAGUGGGUCAACUCCAACUUGUCAAUACAUAGGACUGACUGAUCCUCCACCCACCACCUGUUCUGACCUGACUAAUCCAACCAAUGGAAUGAUUGGCUACAAUAUGGGGACUAGUAGUCAGAGACCACUGGAUACUAUGGCCAUCUAUACCUGUGAUACUGGCUACACUCUCAAUCAUGAUACCACACGCAGGGUCUGUGUGAGUGGAGGGAUCUGGACUGGGUCAGCUCCAACCUGUCAAACCAUUGAGUGUCCUCCUCUACCAACCAUUACCAAUGGUAUGAUCUCCUACUCUCCUGAUGUCACCCCUGACUAUGACCUGGGAACUGAGGCAACCUACACUUGUGAGGCUGGGUUCUAUCUUGAGGGACCGACUGCUGCUCCAUCCACCACAUGCUCUGACCUGACUAAACCAACCAAUGGAAUGAUUGCCUACAAUAUCGAGACUAAUAGUCUGAGACCAGUGGACACUGUGGCCACCUACACCUGUGACACUGGCUACACUCUCAAUGGAGACACUACCAGGGCUUGUGAGAGUGGUGGAAUGUGGAAGAUACUCUGUUCCGACCUCACUCUCAUCAAUGGAAACAUUGUCUACAAUGUUGGAUCCCCUGACAACAGACUUAUCUUCUCUACAGCUACCUACAGCUGCAAUCCUGGCUACACUAUCACUGGAGGGAGCACUACUAGGGUCUGUGUGAGUGGAGGGAUCUGGACUGGGUCAGCUCCAACCUGUCAAACUAUUGAGUGUCCUCCUCUACCGACCAUUACCAAUGGUAUGAUCUCCUACUCUCCUGAUGUCACCCCUGACUAUGACCUGGGAACUGAGGCAACCUACACUUGUGAGGCUGGGUUCUAUCUUGAGGGUAAUGAGGUACGAGUGUGUAUGGAUGAUGAUGGAAUGGACGCCAUUGGAGGGUGGAGUGGUCGGGAGCCAAGCUGUGUCCUCAUCACUUGUCCCCGUCUCCCUGAUCAUACCCACACUUCAAUAACCUACUCUACUGACACCACACCACCUUUCACCAUUGGAACACGAGCAAUGUACACCAUCAACUGUCCUGAGGGCAUGGAGAGAGACGGAGGAGAUGAUGUGAGGACUUGUACUAGUGAUGGCAAUAGUAUCAUAGGGGUGUGGAAUGGAUCUGCUCCAACCUGUACAGCUCAGAAGGUGUAUCUAUCUCAUGGGAACACACACUACUAUGCCAACAACACUGCAGUCAUCAUUUCAACCAUUAUGACAACAAAUGACACAUCCUUGACCUGUCACACUGACUCAACCACCUGCUGUAGAGGUGUUGACAAUCCAGUGAGAUCUAAUGGUUUCGGAGAAUGGUUUUUUCCUAUUGGAGAGAGUAUUGCUCGGAACAGUGUCACUGGUGAUGGGUUUUAUUGGACAAGAUUCUAUCAAGCUAUCAGACUGUAUCGUCAAGCAACACAAUGUGACCCACUGAUAAAUACUCCUGAUAAUGGAAAUGUGAUUUACUCAAAUCAAUUGGACGAUGGCAAGUACACCUUUGGAACCGUAGCCACAUACACCUGCUCUCCCGGCUAUGGUCUGAGAAGUAUAGAGAAUCGAACAUGCAUCACUGUUGAUGAUGGAGGUACAGUCGGGAUAUUCAGUGGAAGUGAACCAACUUGUGAUCCCAUUGAGUGUCCUCCUCUACCGACUAUUACCAAUGGCAUGAUCUCCUACUCUCCUGAUGUCACCCCUGACUAUGACCUGGGAACUAAUGCAACCUACACUUGUGAGGCUGGGUUCUAUCUUGAGGAUAAUGGUAUACGAAUGUGUGUUGAUGAUAAUAGAAUGGACGCCAUUGGAGUGUGGAGUGGUCGGGAGGCAAGCUGUGUCUCCGUCCCCCCUCCUGUACGUUCAGUGUUAUUCCAGCUCAGACUCACCAACAUCAACAACUGUCCUGACUGGGUGGUGAGUGCUAAGAAUUUCCUAAAGCAAACAGUACUGUUUCUCUCUCUACAGGACCAGGAUGGGAGGAUAGAAGCUGUGAUGAGCACAUUUGCUGCCGAGGUGGAGAGUCACUGUGGGUGUGGUUUCUCAAGCAUGGUCAUGACUGCCCCUCUCUUCCGCUGCUUCCCUGGGUCGGACAGAGCUGUUACAUUCCGAGCCACUCUAACCGAUUCCAGGCUCCUCACUCCCAUACAAGACUGGAUACAAAGCAAUGGAUUCAUUCCCAUUCAGAAUGUACUGAUUGAAAUGGACAAGUCUUGUCCAGUACAGAUAUUGAGCCAUACAGACACAGAGUGCACCAAUCAGCCUACAGCUGCAGGGAGCAGUGACAUAGCCGCUGUGGUCGGUGGAGUGGUGGGAGUGAUCAUUGUGGUUGUGGUGGGCGUUGUCAUCAUAGUGAUUGCUGUACUGUUGUUCAAAAGCAGGAGAGAGAAUUCGAAGCUGACCGUCCACAGUAGAACAAAGCAUGACCUACCACCACCAGUAUCGCUAAAGGGUGUGGUCAGUACUGGUGAGACACAACCAUACGAGAUGAUUGAAAUGGGUCACGAAUACGAGGAAGUGUCCAAGUUCCAACAGGCCGUCGGUGGAGAGUAUGACAUCAUUGGAGCACCCUCACAGACAACUGGCUCCGAGAGCAAGACUCCUAUAAAGACUGAGUUGCUACUGCCCACUCCACCCACUCCACCCACUCCACAACCCUCACAAGCGACUAAAGCUCCCGGAAAUGAUAUUGAGUUUACAGAGUGCGUUGCUUACAGCACGACCACCCACAGUCGCCCCCCACAGUCCACAAGCUUGUGA
Halichondria panicea is the source of this 3456-nucleotide messenger RNA. RefSeq names its product sushi, von Willebrand factor type A, EGF and pentraxin domain-containing protein 1-like. The transcript is spliced from 15 exons. Lineage: Eukaryota; Metazoa; Porifera; Demospongiae; Suberitida; Halichondriidae. The coding region runs from base 31 to 3456 and encodes 1141 amino acids. The record is from RefSeq and is a predicted model, not a curated record.